CUCCGCUUUCAUGUGCCUUGCAGCCAAGUUUCCCUUGCAGCCGACAAGCACCAAAAACACCCUCUCCCAGAAUGGGUGUAACACAUUAGUGGAGGAACCAGAAGUCGAAAUAAUAGAUCCAGAUGGGACUAUCACAUAUCAUCAAGCUAGACUACAGGUGCCUACACGUCAUCAAGGCUCCAUAACAUGCAGUCAAUUAUCUGAGCACAGAAUGGAAGAUCGCAUUCAAACAACUGGAGCUUAUUUAGUAAGUGAGCAUGAAAAGAGAACAGACGAGGAAGUCAUUUUAUCACAAAACUCUCCUGACUCUCUCAUUCUUCAAGCCAAUGAAGAACUCAGGUCAAGCUCCGGAUCCAACUCAGAAUGUGAAGACCAACCAAGUUGGCCCAACUUGAACAAGAAUAGUACUCGAGCAAACCGUUCUCCACCGGCAAAGUGGCCUGCUGCAUUCCAGGAAUACCAGAGUCACUUUAUGAGGAAUACACAAUCAGAAAACAUGUCCAUCUUCAGGAAUCAUAAGUCAGAAGCUGUAGCGGGUAUCAGGCAUAAUCAAACUCUUGAUGCUGAGACGUACUUGCAUGGUUAUCCAAUCAAUCCACAUGUUCAGGGCCAAGAAAAAUCAGCAAGAACUUCCAGUAGUUUCUGGUUGACCAUGACACCAGAAUUUGGAAAACAUGAAACAGCAUGCCGUGAGAAAGAAAUUGCCUCCUCUUUGACUUCAAUAACUCCAGAACCCAAUGCCGCAAAAGGAGUAGACUUCCUGAGCAGAAGCAUGAAACAGAUAACAGGAAGUUCAAGUACUUUGACAGCUCAGCAAACCACAGUGCCCAUUGUUCAUGCACCAAGAAUGGAAGAAUAUGCAUUUGCAAGUAAGCACAGAGAAGAGGAAGGAAAUUUACAAAUGCAGCCUCACAAUGGAAAUUAUCAACAUUCUGUAAGUUGCCAUCCAAAGGAGAUGUCAAUGGCCUCACAACUAGAAAGCACUUGCAUCCGACAGUCAGUAAACCGUGCAGAAGCCAUUGCUAAAGGACAAGAAGAGGUUCAAGCUUAUAUUUCAAGCGAGCAACCCAGUGUAACAGGCACCAGCAUCUCAAAUACAAGAAAAAGGAAAACUGAGGAAGGAGAUAAGAAAGCUUUUGACUGGGAUAGCUUGAGAAAGCAAGUCCAACCAAAGAGUGGGAAAAAAGAAAGAAGCAAGAAUGCAAUGGACUCACUGAACUAUGAAGCAGUUAGAUGUGCACCAGUUAAAGAAAUCUCUGAUGCUAUUAAGGAACGAGGGAUGAACAACAUGCUGGCAGAGCGAAUUAAGGACUUCCUCAAUAGACUGGUAACGGAUCAUGGAAGUAUUGACCUAGAAUGGUUGAGAGAUGUGGCCCCAGAAAAAGCAAAAGAGUAUCUAUUAAGUAUUCGUGGACUGGGCCUGAAAAGUGUAGAGUGUGUGCGGCUAUUAACACUUCACAACCUUGCUUUUCCAGUUGACACAAAUGUUGGACGAAUUGCUGUGCGACUAGGAUGGGUUCCUCUCCAACCACUUCCUGAGUCACUGCAGUUGCAUCUUCUUGAACUGUAUCCGGUUCUAGAGUCAAUUCAGAAGUAUCUCUGGCCACGACUGUGCAAGCUCGACCAGAGAACAUUGUAUGAAUUGCACUACCACAUGAUUACAUUUGGAAAGGUUUUUUGCACCAAAAGUAAACCAAAUUGUAAUGCAUGCCCGCUGCGAGCUGAGUGCAGACACUUCGCUAGUGCUUUCGCAAGUGCAAGACUUGCCCUUCCUGGCCCACAAGAGAAGAGUAUAGUGAGUUCGACAGUUCCAAUCUCUGGUGGAGGAAUUGCAGCUGCCCCACUCAAGCCUAUGCUAUUACCCCCAGCAGGUGAAGGGAGAAUGAUUAGCCCAUGUGCUCCGGUUGAAGCUGGAAACAUCCCUGAUUUCCUGAACAAACCAAUGCCAAUACCUCAAGAGAUAACCAACUUGGAUAGAGAAACAACUCUCAUUACCAGCAAUUGUGAACCUAUUAUUGAGGAACCAAAAUCACCAGAACCGCUGCCAGAACUUUUGGAAAGUGACAUUGAGGAUGGAUUUAUUGAGGAUCCUGAUGAAAUUCCAAUGAUCGAACUCAACAUGAAAGAGUUUACGUCCAAUUUGGAGACUAUUUUGCAGGGGCAUAACAAAGAAGGUGAGUUAUCCAAAGCUCUGGUGGCUUUGAAUCCAGUUGCAGCUUCAAUUCCUACUCCCAAGCUGAAAAAUGUCAGUCGCCUACGGACAGAACACCAAGUGUACGAACUCCCAGAUUCUCAUCAAUUGUUGGAAAAGCUGGAUAAACGAGAACCUGAUGACCCAAGUCCAUACCUUCUGGCAAUAUGGACACCAGGUGAGACUGUAAAUUCAAUUCAACCUCCUGAAACAAAGUGUGAUCCCAAUGGCUCGGGGAGCCUGUGCAAUGAAAAGGAUUGCUAUUCAUGCAAUGGCAUUAGAGAAGCAAAUUCACAAACCGUAAGAGGCACGCUACUGAUACCAUGCCGAACAGCAAUGAGAGGGAGCUUCCCACUCAAUGGCACAUACUUCCAGGUCAAUGAGGUUUUUGCGGAUCAUGAAUCCAGUCUUAAUCCAAUUAAUGUUCCGAGAAAAUUGCUAUGGUCCCUGCCAAGAAGGACCGUGUACUUUGGGACCUCUGUCUCAACAAUUUUUAAAGGCUUGUCAACAGAACAAAUUCAGCACUGCUUCUGGAGAGGAUUUGUCUGUGUGAGGGGAUUUGAUCACAAAACAAGAGCCCCACGACCUCUCAUUGCUAGAUUGCACUUCCCCGCAAGUAAGUUGGUCAAAAAUAGAAGUGAUGACAGAAAAAAGGAGGGAGCUGCUGCAGAGAAGGCUGCUGGUUACAAUUCACCCAAAUCUGCCCAUAUGAAGUAGAGAAACACUGCCGAGUAGGAUAAGAAUUUGAUGACUAACACAUUGUUGACAUUCAGUAACCUCACCUUAACAGGAGAUACAAGUUUACAUGUUACAGCAGCACAAUAUUUGAAGUCACCCCUUGGCAAAGAGGGUGUAGUGUACAAUAAACAUCUCCUAUUCUUUCAUUUAUGCUCACAAACUGAGCCAUUUUUCAAGAAUUAGCAAUACAAAGCAAUAAUAGAUGUAGGAAAAUUGAGAUGUAACGUUCAUUGUUUGAUUGUGCAAACAGUUAAUGCCAAUGCAAUGGAAUUUUUUUUUAAUUCA
Molecule: messenger RNA, 3214 nt
Organism: Nicotiana tabacum (common tobacco)
Lineage: Eukaryota; Viridiplantae; Streptophyta; Magnoliopsida; Solanales; Solanaceae
Source: RefSeq, a predicted model, not a curated record